AUGGCACAACUAUUUGAGACAUGCUUUCGCAUGGAUCCUGGCUUUGAUUUUGUGUUGAUGACCUCAGGUGGUAUUGUAGCAUCAAUAGUGACAUAUUAUAUUAGACCAGACCCAUUCAAGAAGCCAGAGAGACUGAAGAAUAAGCAGUAUAAACUUACAUUGGUCGAGUGGCUACUCAUCUCUGCUCUCAUCAUUGUGACUCUGACCAACAUUGUAUUGCGAUUCAUUAAAGGUGUGCCAUACUGGUUGGUCCAACCAUGUCAUCUGGCAUCAUUCCUACUUAUAUAUGUUGUUAUAUUUGCCGAGCACGAUACCAACCUCUUCCAUUAUUAUUACUACUCAGUUUGGAUGCCGGUAAUUGGAUUAUUAUCUCCACCCAAUGCAAGCUGGUUCACUUGGUGGUGGGAGCCUCAUAACUUCUAUGUUCAUCAUCUGUUGUUGUUGGGCAUAGCAUACUAUUACUUGUUUAUCAAUCAUAGAUUCCACCCACACUUGGAUACAGCCAGUGCCCCUCCAGCACACUACAUGGUGGAUCACAUCACUGAUGCAUCACGUCGCUUCAAGUUCUUCAAUCAUCUCUUUGGAUAUGGUGUCAUCUAUCACACUACAUUCCUCACGUACUUGGGACUGUGGUUGGACGAGGACUUUGACGCCAUGCGCUGUCGCUUUGGAGGUGGCGAGAUCUUUGGUAUUCAUUGGCGUGAGGCCCUGAUGGUGCUAUGUUACAUUGCUUCCAUAAUAUUCGUUUGGAUUCCAGACGUCAUCGUGCACAGGACAUUCAAGGCCAAGAACAAACAGUUGGCCAACAAGCACCAGGACAGCAGGAGUUACCAAAAGAUGAAGUAA
Messenger RNA from Acytostelium subglobosum LB1, 846 nucleotides. RefSeq lists its product as hypothetical. Lineage: Eukaryota; Evosea; Eumycetozoa; Acytosteliales; Acytosteliaceae. The coding region runs from base 1 to 846 and encodes 281 amino acids. The transcript has 4 exons. The record is from RefSeq and is a predicted model, not a curated record.